Molecule: messenger RNA, 930 nt
Organism: Castor canadensis (American beaver)
Lineage: Eukaryota; Metazoa; Chordata; Mammalia; Rodentia; Castoridae
Source: RefSeq, a predicted model, not a curated record
CAGCAGCCCUCGCUUGACGGCCAGAAAGCCGGAAGCCGCUGCCACCGCCGCCGCCGUCCCCUCCCUGUCCCCUCCCGCCGGGAGCUGUCGGAGGUUGACAGGUCGAGGCAGGGAGGAGGCGGCGGCGGCGGCAGAGCCGAGGGCCCAAGACGGAGGCCUCAUGGGGAACGCUCCGAGUAACAGUAGUGAAGACGAAGCGGCAGCCGCCGGGGGCGAGGGCUGGGGCCCACAUCAGGACUGGGCCGCGGAGUCUGGCACGACCCCCGGCUCAGGCCCUGCGGCCUCGGCGCUGCCGCCCGCCGCCGCACUGCUGGAACCGGCUCGGCUGCGAGAGGCAGCGGCUGCUUUGCGGCCCGCACCGCCCUGCGAAUCGCUGGUGUCGAGGCACCAUGGCGCACUGUUGCGCUGGCUGGAAGAGCGGCUGGGCCGCGGCGAAGAGUCGGUCACCCUGGAGCAGUUCCGGGAGCUGCUGGAAGCUCGCGGCGCUGGCUGCAGCAGCGAGCAGUUCGAGGAGGCUUUUGCUCAGUUCGAUGCUGAGGGCGAUGGGACAGUUGAUGCUGAGAACAUGCUGGAGGCCCUCAAGAAUUCCAGUGGAGCCAAUCUUCAGGGGGAGCUGAGCCACGUCAUCAGGCAACUGCAAGCCUGCUCUCUUGUUCCAGGUAAAGCCCUCUUGUGAGCGCCAAGCACUCAGAGUGCUCUCUUAGAACCAAAAUAAACAUUUGCUGUACUCUGGGUUGAAAUGAAGGGAGCUUGAAGUAAGCUCCUCCAUAGAAUUCCUUGGUACAUGAUCUGAACUAAUGUUCAGUGUGAUUAUCUCCUUUUUUUCCCUCAGUGGCUGGGCAAUUCCACCAUUUUUUAUGAACCUUUGUCAGGAGGCUGCCUUCCUUAGUGGAUCUUUUUAAGAUCUUAAGAAGCCAUCCCCGGUCCUAC